CGCCGUUGUCGCUCAGACAUUUCAUUACGGCGAUCUUCUCUGCCCGCCCGGGAUGUGCUCCUGUCCCUUGGAAAGCGAGCUCCGCCAUCGCCACAGAUCUGCCAUGGCAGCCAAGCGGCUUCUUGCGCUUUGGGUGAUUUUGUGCGUUCCGCUUGAAGCCAAGGCAACAAGCCUUGGUGCAACACAGAACCCAGAAGACGCCGUAUCUGUGGCCUUGAAACAGAAUGAUGAGUUCUAUGAACACAAAGGGCGUAUUUGUAAGAAAUGCCCUGCAGGUCAUUUUGUCUUCCAACAUUGCAAGAGUUCAGGAACUGAAGGGGUUUGCCACCCCUGUGAAAAUAAUAAAUUUUCCAAAUACUUGAAUGAUUUUGAAAAAUGCCUCACCUGCACAGAGUGCAGACCUCUAGAUGAGGUGGUGCUACAGCCAUGCACCACAACCAGUGAUACCCAGUGUGCUUGUAAGAGCGGCACCUUCUGCUCCCCUAGCCUUCCAUGUGAAACAUGCCAUACAUGCACAACCAGGUGUCCUGAUGGAGAAACGAUGGUUCAUCCUUGUACCCCUGAAAGUGACAUGCAGUGUGUAAAGGCUCCAGGUCCUGCUGAUGCAACCUCACAAACUCCUGCAGCAGGCUCCAGUGGACAUAUACUUUUGAUUUUGGGUAUUCUGGCUUGUGUCGUUCUGGCUGUUGCUGUUGCUGUUGGAAUUUGCAAGUGCCGUACUAAAGACAGCAGAAAAGGAUCUGUAACAAGUGUGUGGGACUGCAAGAUUUUCCGAAGACUGCGGCGAAAAUGUACUCGUAGACCACAGGAAGUAGAGGUAUUGUGGGAUGUACAGGUUAACCAGAGGAUCCAAUCGUCUUCACUUGAACAUGUCAAUUCCAAUGCAAGAGGGUCUGAAACCACACCUCUGCAAGCAACUGGCUCUUCAGAGGAGGUUCAGGUCUCUACAGAGCAGAGAAGGAAUCUGGUUCCUGCAAAUGGGAAGGAUCAAAUGACUGCUCUGCGCCUGUCUUUCGACAUCUUUAUUAAAGAGGUUCCCUUGAGGGACUGGAAGAGAUUCAUGAGGGCCCUUGGAUUGCUGGAUAACGAUAUGGAUGCUAUUGCUUUGAUGCAUGUCGGAGAUAUGAAAGAGCAGCAGUUCCAGAUGCUACGGACCUGGCACGACAUGAAUGGGAAGGGGGCGUCUUUGGGCUCUUUGCUGGAGGCGCUCUGUAACAUGGACCUCAAAGGCAUUGAGGAUAAAAUAAGAGCUGCCCUGAUUACCCAGGGCCUGUAUGUCCUUGAAGAGUGACUUCGAUAGUCAUGCGAAGCUUCCUCCGUGCAAGCUGUUCUUGUGAAGCCUCUCUAAAAACAGUUGGCUUAGGGUUUUCGGCCUGGAGGAGAGUGUUAUUCUUCUUUAAAGCUAUAUACAGUUUACUUGUGAAAAGACUCUGGGUGGGAGUUGAUCAUGGUGUGGAUUUGCCAAGCGUGCCUUCCUCUUAGCACGUUUCUCCCUUGUGUCCUGAGUUCAAGUGUCUUCAAAGCCCAUGACACCUUUGGUAAAGGCUGUUCUCCAAAUGGAGCACUCGCAGACCAGUGUUUAUACUACAUUUUUUAGAUUUGCCUUGAGACAGUCUUUAAACCUCUUUGGUUGACCACCAGCAUUACACUUCCCAUUUUUAAGUUCGGAAUAGAGUAGUUGCUUUGGAAGACGAUCAGGCAUCCGCACAACAUGACCAGUCCAACAAAGCUGAUGUUGAAGAAUCAUUGCUUUGAUACUCAUGAUCUUUGUUUCUUCCAGUACACUGAUAUUGGUUCGCCUGUCUUCCCAAGUGAUGUGUAAAAAUUUUCGGAGACACCGUCGAUAGAACCUUUCGAGGAGUCGGAGAUGGCGUUUAUAAGUGGUCCAUGUUUCACAAGCAUACAGUAAAGUUGGAAGUACAAUAGUUUUGUAAACAGGCAUUUUGGUUUUCCUGCAAAUUUCCCAGUCCUCAAACACUCUGCACUUCAGUUGGGAGAAAGCCGCACUUGUAGAGCUCAGGCAAUGCUGGAUUUCGGCCUCAAAGUUGGCCCUUGUGGAAAGAUAACUGCCCAGGUAGAAGUCUGAGAACCAGCAUGAGGCUGCCUUUGCGGCUCCCCUACUUCGUCAGCCAUGCAGUGUUUCCACCUGAGGGGAAAGUGUGUGUGUGUUUUUAGAGAGGGACAAGGGAUGAAUUGCUCUUGAUGAUCAUGGGUGUUGACAAGCUCAUGGAUCCAGGUGCUUGCCACCAAACUACAUUGUUAUCUUACUUGGUGCACAGGCUGCAGUGUAAAACAUCCUGCCAAACUGAGCCUCUUCAAUGAACAUUGUGGCUCCCAUUUCUUUUUAUUAUAAAAUGGGUACCCAGUAUGCCUUUUGUAUUUGCUGUGAAUUGGGGGGGGGGGUGUUCUGGUGCUGCUAAAGUCUACUUUGACCAAUGUCUUCAGGAGGUGUGGAUGUAAAAUGUUGUUUGCCAUCAAAUCUCAUUGCUACAUGUCUGAAAGACUUUCCCCCCAAGAAUAUGAACAAUUCUCCAUCUUGAAACAAUGCCAGCCCCGGUAUAAACAUUUAGCAAAUUGCAGAAUCCAGCUUUUCUGGGCACAGAAUUCUCAUUUCUGUUGUGCAGAUUGAGUACUUCCACAAACAUUUUCCAAAGGGGUAGCUGUUGCAGCAAAAAUGUGUCUUGUGGUGCAUUAAAAGCUAACAAAUGUUAUAGCUUACGGCUCUGUGGACUAUAAUUCAUGGUUCAUCUGAUGAAGUGGGCUGCAAUACACUGAAGCUUAUGCAGAAUUAUUCUGCUUCCCCCCAGAAAGUUGGUUUUGCUACUCAUGGGAGAGGACAAUGAUCUAUGGGUGAUAUCUAUUGCUCGUUCCACUUAGAGAAGACCUACUGAAAUUAAUGGGUAUGGCUAACUGAGAUUCAUUAAUUUCAAUGGGUUUAGGACCUAGCUGAAUACAACCUUAUGUCCCCUCAACACAUUGCAUCAAUGCCUCAUCUGCACUAUACAUUUAAAAUUGUAUCAUACCAUUUCAACCAGCCAUGACUUCCCACACAGAAUCCUGGGAACUAUACUUUGUUAAGGAUGCUGAGAAUUGUUAGGUGACCCCUAUUCUGCCCACAGCUACUGUACUCAGAGUGGUUUAACAAUCAUUCUCUGUUCCCAGGAAUUGUAUCUUUGUGAGGGGAAUAGCACCCUUAGCAAACUACAGUUCCCAGGAUUCUUAGGGGAAGCCAUGACUCUUUAAAGUGGUAUGAUACUGCUUUAAAUGUACAGUGAAGAUGGGGCUUUAUUAGCAAUCCUUGUGGCUUCUGGGACCGCCACUUCUGGCUCCACAUUCAAGCAGAUUUCUGCAACUGCAAGAACAAGAAACGUUCUUCAAAGCCUCGGGAAAUUUGAUUCUGUAACCAGUACUUUAGUUCAAGACUUUCCUGGAAGUCCAUAGGAAUCACAAUCUGCACUCAGCCUUACCAAUAAGGCAAGCUAGUCUUUUUAGAAGCCAUUGUUUUUUAUACACUUUGGAGGUAUCCAGGAACCUCUUUUGUUUGGUAUCAAAUGAUUUUUCUGCCUCCAGUUUACUACGUAACAAUGGUUUGUGUUAAAUAGUGCCUUUGUGCAGACACAGUCCCUGUACAAGGUGUGAAGCAUUUUUGGGUAAAUUGUUAAUGUAUUUAUACUUUUUAAAUAUUUGUUGUGUGUUAAACAUUCGUGUGGCUGUUUUUUGUUUUUGUUUUGUUUUGUUUUACGUUAGGAGGACAGGUUGCUUUUCUGGACCUGAAGUUCCUCCUGUGGUCAUUCUUGCAGUCACCUGCACUGGGUGCUGCACCUUUGCAGCUCAUUGUCCAGCUGGAAUCUUAGAGUAGCGCAGGGAGCCUUUUACAGUCCAUGGGCUGCAUGCCUUCAUGGCUAACCUGGGAGUCACUUUCUAGUGAUGGGCAGGGCCCGAGAGAAAAAGUGGACACAACUUGUCUUAUCUAUAAAAGGAAACAUUCCAGCCAUGCAAAAAACCCAGGGUUUCUAAUAUUCUCAAUCUCCCAGUGCUCACCUCUAUCGGGUGGGCCCCACAACUUCCCUUGCGGGUGUGUGUGGGGAAGCUAUUAAACUUUAUCCAGAUUUGCACACCACAAAACUGGCUAUCUAUUAACAGCUAUAAUGAGAUAAUCAAGUGCUGCAUUAUUGAUGUGGCAUUGGUCACAGCUGCUGAGAAAAUCAGGCACAUGUUUUGUUAAUGAUUUUGAGCAAGUUAUGUGUGCAGUAAAUACAAUGACUGUGGUUUUUAUUUGUGAAUGCUGCCACAGUUUUCUUUUGUAAAUUAUUGAUUUGUGGCAUGAAUGGAUGUGAGGUUUGCCAAGGCCUGUGGCUAUUAGCUAAUAAAAUGUAUUAUACUUCACGAGUCAACAUGCCAUAAUCGGUCCACUCACAUGUGAACAACUAUUUAGAAAAGGGGAGGGACACCUUUGACCUCCAGAUGGUGUUAUAUUAUAAUUCCCAGAAUCCCUGAUCAUUGACCAUGCUGGCUGGGGCUGAUGGCAGCUGGAGUCCACUAAUCACAUCUGGAAAGCAACAGGUUCUCCCCAGACUAUGAUGCUGAUUCUGUUCCUGUGGGCUCUGCCCAUCUGCUUUCUCAUCCCCACCUGCUUCCAGCUGUAGAAAGUUAUGAAUAAGGCAGAACCCUGUAUGUGUUACCGUUGAAGGAAAGCUAGAUACUGAGUAGCUGUAAGUCGAUGUCUGUUUUUUAUAGUAGGUUGAACACUAUGAUACCUCAUUUUUUAGUUUUCCGUUCUCUCACUUUGCCUUGAUAUCUUGACACACUAGAGAGCCAGUGUGAUGUAUUAGUGUUGUAACCUCUGCCUAACCUGCUUUUUGCAGGUUAUUGUUUUGAGGUGUGUGUGUGCGCAAAAUGAACUUACUUGCUCCUGGAAGUAAGGAACUAGUUAUGCAUUAACUCAAUUGGUCCAAAAUGGCCCAGUAAUGAUCUGUGCCAGUUCCUAUGAAGGUAUUGUGACUGGCUUCUUCUGCAGUAUUACACACUUUAAACAGUCAUAGCUUCCCCAAAAGAAUCCUGGAAACUAUAAGGGUGCUGAGUUGUUAGAGCUGCAAUUCUCAGUUUCCUGGGAAGAGGAAUUGAUUGUUACAGCACUCUAGGUGCUAGAUCUCUUCAGCAGUAUAUUGUUCCAGGUUUCCAAAUCUCAAAGGGGGUGUCACAGACUGGAAUGGUUGGGGUACAGGAAAAAGGAAGAACAGAAAUGAUAGAAUCUGAGAACCUUCCCUGCAACAAAAGACUGAAAUGUCAGCUGCUUUUUAAUUUCGGGCCAGAUGACAAAAGAGGCGCAUGAUUAAAGAUUGUCCCUGUACAUUUCGUAAACUACUUUGAGGUUUUAUUACAAGCAAGCAGUAUAUAAAUUUUGUGAAAAACAAAAUAAUGUGCAAAAAGUGGAAUGAGGCUCUUCCCUCCCCACUCCUGUAUAGUAGAACUUUGACCAUCAAGCAAAAAUACCGUUGUACAUCAUGUUGAUGGAAUUUGCUUGCACAAGGACAUGCUGCUCGCUUUGAGUAUUGUUGUUGAAUGCUUUUUCCAAGUGCUGUA
Messenger RNA from Podarcis raffonei (Aeolian wall lizard), 5583 nucleotides. RefSeq names its product tumor necrosis factor receptor superfamily member 10B-like. Gene Ontology annotation, cellular component: cell surface; plasma membrane. Gene Ontology annotation, molecular function: protein binding. Gene Ontology annotation, biological process: TRAIL-activated apoptotic signaling pathway; positive regulation of apoptotic process. The transcript is spliced from 10 exons. The coding region runs from base 53 to 1291 and encodes 412 amino acids. The record is from RefSeq and is a predicted model, not a curated record. NCBI's taxonomy places the organism in Eukaryota, Metazoa, Chordata, Lepidosauria, Squamata, Lacertidae.